Messenger RNA from Clunio marinus, 1687 nucleotides. Lineage: Eukaryota; Metazoa; Arthropoda; Insecta; Diptera; Chironomidae. The record is from the annotation of a GenBank genome assembly.
GGUUGUCACCAAAGAAAACCACGAAAUUAUUACCUAACUUCUUUAAAAUUUAGAAAUAUGUAUGUACAUUCUCCGGUUGUAUAGCAGUGUCUAAUAAAUAUUGUUUUUGCUUAAAGUGAACAUAAAAGUUAAAAGCCUGAUUAGAGUAUCAUAAAUGAAAAAUCCGAACUCAAAAUAAGCUAAAAUAAAAGAAAAAUUAGAAAGUGUAACAAUGGCAUUAAAACAAAAUUACACGAAUAACUUUCAAGAAGAUGGAAUGAAUGGCUGGGCAUACCUUUUUCCAUUGUUUUCAAACACUCUCAGACCAAUCAAACUUGUUGGUGAUGUCUCAUUUUACGGAAGAGAAGCACAUGAUAAUUUCACAGAAGGAUUUAUCUUUACCGCUGAACAUAUCAAACAUCACUUUGAUUCAAUUAGCAGAAACCAUUUUCGAAUUCAAAGAGAAAAAUCAUCAGGAAAUGAAAUUAAUUUAAGCCCAGCUGUUCUCCAUGUAACAGGUUUAAAUGGAUUAAUUUUGAAUUUUGAAAGGCUUUCACAAGGAUCUUCCAGAAUGCUUAAAAAUGGAGACGUCAUUAAAUUGGUUUUGAGCUUCAGCUUGUUUACCUUCAUCGAUAGAAGAAACUUUGAAACUUUCGACUAUCCUGAGAUCUUAUUAGACAAAUACUGUUUUGGUUCCAUAAUUGGAAGUGGUGGUCAAAGUCUAGUACGCGCUGCUUAUGAAAAGAAGGAUUUAAAGAAAUUGGCUGUCAAAGUACUUCCGAGAGAUAAAAACGAUUGUGAAUCGGUAUUCGGAUAUUGCAAGCGUAUUCAACAUAUGAAUGACGAGGUUCGGGUCAUGAAAACAUUGGAUAAUCCAAAUGUCAUCAAAUAUAUCGACGACUUUGUGCAUAAGAAACAUCUUUUCAUUUUCAUGGAACAUGCGGAUUGUGGCAGCAUGUUUGACUUGGUAAAUGAUUAUCCAAACAACUGUUUACCCGAGUCAGACGCAAAAUUCUUUUUGGCACAAAUAUGCAAAGGCCUUGCAAUAGUGCAUCAACUGAAAAUUGCACAUAGAGACAUAAAAAUUGAGAAUAUUUUCGUGAAGUCUUUGAAAGUUGACGAUAGAAAUGAACAUUUGUUAAAAAUCGGCGAUUUUGGUUUUGCACGCUCAUCUGACGAAACAUUGAUGACUCAACUUGGAACGAAACAUUAUUUACCACCUGAAAUAAUGGAUUUAAAUGGUGAAUAUACAAUCAAAGCCGAUAUAUGGUCAUUGGGAUGUUUGUUCUAUUCGUGUUUGUCGGGAUCCUAUCCAUUCCAUGAUAAUUAUGGAACACCGAUAAGAGAUCAAAUUCGAACUGGGAACAUAAACUUUUCUUGUGCAAACUUUUGGAAAAAGAUUCCAAUGGCUGUAAGUUUAAUAAAAAACUUAAUUCAGGUCGAUCCGACAUCACGUCCAACAGUUGAUGAAAUUUUAAGAAACACUUGGUUUACAAAGGAUUAUGAAUUGCGAAUUCGAUUACGUCAACUUUACCAGCUUUACAAUGCAGAGCAAAAGAAAAUUAAAAUGAUUGAGGAUGGAGAACCUCAUGCAAAAAUGCGCAAAUUAAAUAUUUCGACGAAUGGCAUUCAUUUGUCUAUACAAUUGAUAAUCAGACGAGAUUCAAUAACUCAUUUGAAAAUUCUGCCAAAUGCAAUAAAACUUUGA